This is a messenger RNA of Knipowitschia caucasica, 489 nucleotides long. The record is from the annotation of a GenBank genome assembly. Lineage: Eukaryota; Metazoa; Chordata; Actinopteri; Gobiiformes; Gobiidae.
AUGACGCUCCCGCUGCAUCGGCUCUACCAACCGGCUGAGGCGAACAUCGCCACGGCCUACACCACACACCAAUACAGGACUGACCCGCAGGACCACCUGGAACAGACGUUUGCAUUUACACAGAAGAAACUGGGAGACAGCGCCGAAGGACGCAAAGCCUACUACGAUCCAAAGGCGUCUCACAACGAACUCCAGGUUGGAGACCAGAAGAAUUACCUGAUGAAACCAGCUCCGGCCAUACCUCAGGAAAUGCCAGAUGAUGACUCCCAGGAACCUCUAAUGCUACCUGCUGUGAAAUCCGAUGCUCCAGCCAUACCAGAGGAAAGGCUACUUCACUCCCAGCUGAAAUUCAUGUGGAGAAAAAACAGCAGUGAGACAUACGUUUCACAGGUGCUGUCACAAGUGAAAGGAUAUUCAUUCCUAAUACAUCACAGUGACCUACUAACACUGAAGCCUCACAACUGGCUAGAUGGAGAGGUAAGUUACUGA